AUGCGUGGACUCAGGGCUGUGGGUGAGAGACACAGAGGCUUGUCCCGAACUGUGGACGAGUCAGAGCGAUCACACCGACCCACGGUGAGGAGAUCAGCGGGUUUGUCUCUCAUUUUAGAGGGAAAAAAUCAGGUUUUUGUGAGUGUUUUUGCGCGUGUCCGUCAGAGGAACUUCUGUGACCUCUGAGGUAAAUCCACGGAGUCUGUGUUUCUGUCACGGAUCACUGAGAAACGCUCUUCCCUCUCCUCCUAAUGGACCUCUUACUGCUGCAGGCCUCCCUAUCCAAACACAAGCACGCACGCGCAAUUGCACACGUGUGCGCACGGCCACAGUGCUCCAACUUUUACGCACGAGUGUCGGUUUAAUUUUCGGAAGAUUUGCCACAUCAUGUUCUGAAUUUAGUUUAUUUUUAUUUUAUCGAAAGGUUUAAAUUCAAAUUUUCUUUAUUUAGGUUAUUGAUGAAUCGAUCAGGUUUUUUUCCCCAUAACUUUUCGGACCUUCAAAAGAUCUAAAUUUGAGGCGCCACAGGUUAAAAACUCGCUCACGGUUAUAGAUAUGUAUAUAUUUUUUUACAGAUUGAUCAAACGCACCGUAACUAUGUGAUAAAAAGCUAAAACUAAAUUUAUUAAAUUCGUUAGGAAUCCAUGAAUUAUUGAUCAGAAUCAUGAUGACAAAUUUAAAACAUUAUUUUCAGGUGAGAAAAUUAAACUCGAAAAAACAGUUUUUCUAAAAUUUCAAUACAAAUGUUUUUUUUUUAUUUCCUUAUUUGUCUUUUGUAAAAUUAAAUUCAGUUUGAGAAAUAAAACUUUAAAGGAUUUAAUGAACUUUUUUUGUCAUCUUAAUUUUUACUCAGGUCCGUUUCAAAGCCAAAAAUAAUACAAUAAAAACAUUAUUUUUCUGCUUUUUUCAGAUCUCCAGUUUGCGUGUGUAUUUCUAAUUUUCUCACUGGCAGAAAAGUUGACUAAUUAAACCAAAAAAUCAUAAAGACACAAAUGAUUUCAGAGCGUACAAGACGACUUAAAGGACGAUGGGAUAAAUAGAUAUUUUUAAUUCCUUCGUUUAAUUUGUCGUUUCUUGUUUUUUCUCAAAUGUUUUUAUAAAAAGUUCAGAUCAUUUUAAUGUAAAACUAAAGUUUUAACAGAUUGUUUUUAAUGCUCAUUAAAACUGUAAUUAAGUCCGUGUUUGAUAAAUUUGAGUUUUUCAACUUCGAACUGAUUUUGUUUUUGUUUUUUUUUUUCUCUUAGUGACAUUUUUAAUCUGAGUAAAUCACCUCCUGCAGAGUUUAUUUUUAUCACAGUCUCGAUUUAUUUAAGUUUAUUAUUUUUAAAUCUUCAGUCUGAAAUAAAAAAAAACUUUUUUUCAGACUCCGCGCAGUUUAAAAAAAUCACGUCCUAAAACAAAACAUAAACAUAAAUAGACUCAGAAGAUCUUUUGUACCAACAGCCAUCAGGCUUUAUAACUCUUAUAUAAAUAAUAAAGAACUUUUAGAGACAUAUUACGCGAGACAACAGACAAUCGAAUUUUCCUUCGGGAUCAAUAAAGUUCUUAUUAUUAUUAUUAUUAUUCUCAAAUAAACAUCGAAAGAAGAAGAAGAUUUGAUAUAAGACUCAGAGUAAAGUUGAUCUUAAACGUGGAAUUUUUCCCCACACACACACAGGAGCGUUUGGCUGAGUCUCUCUCUCUCUCUCUCUCUCUCUCUCUCUCUCUCUCUCUCUCUCUCUCCAUCCAUCCAUCCAUCCAUCCACCCAGAGCCGCCUGGCGCCUCCGCUGGGCCGCAAAUGACAGCAGACAGGAGGUGUAGCAUUUCCCAUUGUUAGGCUACCUGUAACACACACACACACACACACACACACACACACACACACACACACAUAGUGAGGUAAAGAGAGAGAAAUACCAUCAGUAUCCCAGCAUGCCUUAAGUUCUGAAGAUUCUGUAUUAACAAGAAAAGUGAGUUUAGUUUGUUUUUACAACAUAAACAUAAAAAUAAUUCACUUCACUAAAUCUGUUAAAAAGGGGGCGUGGUUAAAUGUUAGUGAGACAAGAUAUGAAGCAACGAAACAAAAGUUAUCAGCCAAUAAUCAAGGUUAUCAAUAUUUACAGACUUUGGGAUCAUUUAAGUGGUCUAUAUCAGAACAGAGGAGGUCCAGGAUUAGAGCCCUGGGGUCCCCCACUCAUCAUCUCAGCUCUAAUGAAGUUUUACCCGUUUACAGACACAUACUGUUCUCUGUAAUUGAUUAAAAAAUACACUUUUAGUUAUUUUGUUAUAAAGAUUUAAUGAUCUACAAAGUCUAAAAAUAAACUGAGAGAAUUUUUAUCAUUUAGGUCUGAAGAAAUUUUAUCAACAAAGACUUUCACAGUUUCUCUGACGGUAAAGUUACUUUCUCAUCACAUCAAGUUUUUCAGACUCAAACUAAGAUUCACAUUUCUGUCAACGACAUCAUCUUUUUAUGGGUUAAACUACCAGGGGCGUGUCCAGACUGUUUCCACCGGGGAGGCCGACUCAGGGACUGAGUUUUUCAGGGGUGACCAGGUUUGAUCCAGAUUACAGGUUUAAUUCAAACUUAAGAAAACUGAUUCGAUAUCAGAAUAAGUUCAGAGGUGAAGAUGUUAUUCUGAUUAAAAAUGUCAUUUUGUACUCAGCUGUAUAUCGUGAUGAACACCUGAGAGGGUAGAUUGACGCCCGCUAACCUGUCGCGGUGGUCAUGGUUCUUUGAUGGCGGUGCUGUCCAUGGUGCCUCAUCUGAAACAAUCGAAAACACUCAGAAAACUUGAGCUCAGUUUAAUAAUCUGCAAAGUCUCAUUUUGAGUUAAAUCAUUAAAUUUGUUCCUUUAAAAGACUUUCUAAAGCUUUUUCUGAACCAGUUGUUAGCGAGAGUAAAUCUUUAUUUCCUGUGUGAAAUGAUGGUGUUGAGAUUAUAUCAGAACUUAAAUCCAGCAGACAGACCCGACCUGAAGUCCUGCGAUCACUUUCUGAGUCUGAUCUGCUUAAAAAGGAGCUCUUCCGUCCUCAGACCAGGUCUGAUUUAAAGGGACUUCUCCGUGUUUGUGUGUCUGAUAAAGAGCCAAACAGAAGCUCUGCAGAGGUCACAGGUUUCCGCCCAGCUCUGUCAGCGCCAACAGAUAACACGAGCUAAGAAACCACAACCGCAGUCCGCUCUGCUGUGGUUUUCCUGCAGGGAAACCUCAGAGGACUCGGUAAUGAACCCUGUGGUACACAGAAAAUAAAGCUCGCUCUUCAGCUCAAGGUAACAGAGCUGAUAGGAGAAAAAAGUCUCUUUAAAAGCUGCAGGAUUUCAGGGUUAAUUCCUGAUAAUAUAAACCCUACAUGAAGCCGAGAAAACCAAGGAACCCAACCAGACCUGAGGCCAGGAGAGGAACGAGUAAAAGAAAUUCAGAGGAGACACUACAGAGUCAAAAUUUAGGAGAGAAUCACAUAAAAGCAAGUCUGUAAAAAUGAGUUUUAAAAACAGAGGUAAAAGAAGUGAGUCACUCUGUGAGCUUCAUCUCCUCGGGUUGGUUGUCUCAAAGUCGACGGGUCCUGAUGGGAAAAACUUCGUCACCUGAAGUUUAAAUCUGGAGGUCCACACCCCAGGUUCCGAUCAUAAUUCAGUAAGGACGCCAGAACCCGACCCAAAAGUGAUUCGUUAAAUCCCACUAACUGCAAACUUACAGGGAGGCUAACCCGGGAUUUACACCAGUUUUGGAACAGCGAUUUCACUGAACGCCAAUUCCUACCAUAGUGGAUUACCACUGACAGCAGGAAUCGCAAAAACUCACAAGAACCCGAGGAUUCACGUUCAAUCUCACGAUAACGAGUUGUCUCUCUAAAGACAGACACAUAGACAUAUAAGCAGUAGAUUGUGUCCUUCCAGAGGAGGAAAUCUACUUCUAGACUUCUAGAAUCAGCAUCUCCUCAUCCAUGGUGUCAUCGGGGUGAAAUGACGUCUAAAAACCUUUCACUUGUUCGUCUCCGCCCGUUUGCAUGGUGUGAAAUACGAUCCUCCUGAAACACGGAGUGUUUUAUUUUGAAAAGAAGCCGGAUGUUUUAUUUUGUGUCUGUGCCCGACUUCCUUUCCAGCACGGGUUAAUCUGUGCUGAAUUUAUCCGCCAUGCUCCGGCGUCCAGAAAAAAUAGAACUCUUGUGAUCAGCUGAGGAGUCCGGCGAUCCUCAGAGGAACGGAAAGAAGUCGGUGUAAAUUGACACGUUAACUUGAAUGGUUACGAUCAGCUACGAUCGGAGGAUACGACCUUUUAGGAGACGAUCAGGAUGUAAUCUUAUCUGUCAUCACUCGUCACUGAACCGUCUCUCCUUCAUUGGUUCUUGCUGUAGUUCAAACAUUACCCAGUGGAGCUUUAACAGCAGCUGGACUUCACAUGUAAACACAUGAAGAAUAAAGAAUAUCUAACCCUGAUCGUCUUUCCAAACAGCUUCAUUGUGUCAUCUGAGGAUCUUUGUGGGAACCUUCUGAGGAACUUAUCCAGAUCCUGAGGUAAAAGUCUGGACUCCUCAGUCUGGAUCACUCAUGUCCAGGUGGGACCAUCAGACCCUGGAGAUCCCUGAACCUCGGUUUGUUGUUCCCUAAGUUGUUUGAUUUCUGCUCCUGCUGCAGACUCUUGGUCAUGUGACACAGAAAGUCAGCGCUCAGCGUGGCGUCUUUGGAUUUAAUGUUAUUUAAAGAAGAUGGAGGCCGCCUGGUGCCAGUCUAAACACUAUCUGGUCUUGUUUGGCGUUUUUUUACGAGGACACACUGAUGAUGAUAUAAAGUGAAAUGAAGAGAGUCGCCGGGGAGUCUACAGGGCCGAGCCUUAGAGCCAUAGAAAGAGCGUCACAUCAGGAUAUUUACUGCUGAGUGGGCUGCAGACUAAACCAGGGACCAGGGUCUGCAGGAUUCACUGUGCACAAAAACAUGCACACUUUAUCAGAAUCUUCUUUCUAUUAUAUCAAAUAUAACAGCCUCUUUAUGGGAGCUGCUCUGCACAGCGUCAGUAAUAACACAUUAAAUAUGAUUUCUUAUUGAAAUAUGAUCGUCUUAUGAUGUUUUAUUUAUUCAGUAAAGAUUUAAGGUCGGACACUGAGCUUUGGGAUUUUUGUGUCUUACAUUAACAACAUUGUUGAAGAACAGCAGAUUCAUUUAUCUGUGUGUUUUUGUAGGACUGAAGUGAGGUCGAUGAUUGGAUCUUUAGAUAAGAGAGAGUUUAUGUCAUUAAUGCAUAAAUACUAACAGUGUCAUAAAGUAUUUAUUUUUAAUUUUCACUUGUGUGCCUCUCUACAAUGUUUCUCACAUAUUAACUUAUCAUGGACAUGUACCAGGCCGUAUUAAAUCACAUCAUCAUAAAUCAUAUUUUGUAUACCAUUAUAUCCUGUUCAGGUGUAUUUUAGCACAUCAUAUCAUAUCAUAUCAUUUCUUAUCAUAUAUUAUCAUAUCAUAUCAUAUUGUAUCGUACUGUAUUAUAUCAUUUUGUAUUAUUCCAUAUCUUAUUGUAUCAGAUGAUAAUGUAUCAUAUUAUAUGGUAUUGCAUUAUAUCAUACAGUAUUGUAUAGUAUUGCAAUUCUGUAUUUUUGUAUUAUCUAUCAUAUCAUAUACUUCAGUCUUGUAUUAUAUUGUAUCAUAUUGAAUCAUAUGAUUAUCAUAUUGAUUCAAAUCAUAUCAUGAAGUCUUGAGUUUUUAUUGUGCUGUAUCUUGUCAGAACAUAUCCUAUCAAAUUGUAUGAUAUUGUAUCGUAUAGAAGUAUACCGUAUAGAAUCAUAACACAUUGUAUAGCUGUAUUUUUGAGUACUAUAACAGGCCAUAUUGUAUCAUAUUGUACUUCAUCGUCUGGGAUUGUGUAUCUUAUAUUAUUUUUAUGUUGUUUCAUAUGUAUUAUGUCAUAAUGUGUGUUGCAUUGUAUUGUAUCACAUCAUUUCUACUGUAUCAUCUUGUUUCGUAUAUUACUGUAGUGUGUUGUAUUGUAUGGCUUUAUUUUGUAUUGGAUCAGAUUAUAUUGUAUCAUAUUGUAUUAUGCAGUAUCAUAUUUAAUCCAACUGUAUUGUAUAUAUGUAGCGUUCUGCACCCUGUUGCACUAAAUUGUAUCAAACUAUAUUAACUCAGACCUCAUCAUAUUAAACCAUAUAUUACCUCAUAUCACAUCUAACUAUUCCAUAUAUUAUUAUAGUUAUAAAGAAUCAGAUCAUUUAGUAUUGUGUCAUUUCAUAUCAUAUUAAACCACACAGUAUAUUGUGAUGCAUUAGAUAGUGUUGUAUUAAACCAUAUCAAACAACAUCGCACAUAUCAAAGUCAAACAGGUGUUUUAUUUUAUUUCAUAUCAGUUUCUCAGAGCUGAGGCGACGUGUUUGUUUGCUUUAAAUGAUAUGAUAUUUGGCUGGAGUUUGGUUUGAAUCUCCACACUAUAAAAAUGUUGUUUUCCAGCACAGUGAACAUAUAUAUAUGUUAUAUAUAUAUUAUAAUGUUGGGCUCAUUCAUGUUUCACUGCCACAAACUGACAGUCAGAAACUCAGAGGGAAACUGGAAUCAACUUUACAGCUUUUUACAUCAGAUCAAAUGUUGGACAUGUUUACUAAUCUGUUCCUGAGUUAAGAAUAAGCAGUAAUGUCACCUAAAAUAAGAAUUAGAUACUGUGAGCUGGUAUUCACAGACAGUACUCUUCAGGUAUUAAGACCCUCAACAUAACAUGACUGCUGUUAAGUAUUUAGGACAACUGUGGAGACAUAGUUCAGGGGUUACAGUCACAAAUAUCAGUUUUUAUUCUCCUUAUGAUAAUAAAAAUAUAAUACAUGUGAAAAAGUGAGAGUUCAAAACAACUUUUAAAAGUAAGGUGAGGAGAUAAAGUCAGGAUCAGUGAGUUUGGCUAAUUCUGAAAACUUCAGUUUAUGUCUCUGAGCUUCACUGAGAAGAACUUUCUGCUGCAUCUUAAAGUGUUUGAAACUCCACAUCAACUUUAUUAAAGUAUAAAUAUGAACCAGUGAGCUGCAGUUUUCAGUGUGUGUCUCUGUGCUUCUCAACUCUUACCUUCUCUGGAGACUCUGCGGGCUGUUUGCUGUCAGACUGACCCGCAGGAGGAGCGGAGGCAGCAGGGUGACACAGGCGAAGGGUCCCGCUGGAAAACGGAAAGGGGAGCUGAUAGGAGCAGAUUAGAGCGAGCUAAAAACGUCAGGCCGUUUUCCUGGAGGAAUCUUAAUUGCCCCGGGGGGCCUGCUUAUCGGCGCAGAGCGGUUAUUAAUACAACAGCAGCGAUAAAGAGGACAGAGGGACACCGAGGCCGGCCGGCUACUGGAGACUCUGGGAGAGGAGAGGAGAGGAGAGGAGAGGAAAGGAGAGGAGACGAUAGGAGAGGACAGGAGAGGAGAGGAGAGGAGAUCUUUGAGUCAGUGUGACAGAGAUCCACGAGCUUCUAAAAUCACAAUCCUAAACCUUCUUUCUCACUUGGAUCUAAUUUUGGAGUUUUAGUCUCCAGUCUGACUCUUCUUAACUUUUGAACAAAUCCCAGUUUCUAAACUCGUCUGAAUAAACUCUGACCAAUCUACGUGUUUAUUUUCUUUCUUACAAAUAUGAGCACUCCUGAUUUCAGUCAUCACGGGGUCUUCAAAGCUGCACAUGUGUGACUUUUCUAGAGUUUCCAUUAACUUCAGAAUCUCUGAGUUUAAAACGAGCCGUCAUUUUAAAUCCAGAGGGAAACAGGUUUCUGUUUCUCGUGCAGCUCGUGUUUCACGUACAGAAAACCGUAUAGAGAGAUCAUGUUGUGUAUGAAUCUGAUUUUUGAUGUUUCUCUUCCUCUCCUGAAGUCAAGAGUUCGCCCUGCUGCUCUGCUGACCCCUGACCUGACGCACAGGUUUACGCACGAGGAUUCAACACGAGGAUUCAACAGCUUCUGUAUUAAAACUGAAUAUAAGACGUUCAAAGACAUGAAACAUUAACAGUUUUAUGUAUUUGGAGCUGUAAAGAUCUGUGUUUUAAUCAGGGGUUUGUGUGUAAAUAUAGUGUGUAACAGGAUUCUGUCAGAAGAUGGUUAAAGGAACAGUAAUGUAGAUACCAUUGUCAGUGAUUUGGUUGAUUUUUAACAAGAAAAAUUUAUUAAUUGAAUCAUUAAAUAAAUAUGAUUUUAGACACAUAACCUGACAGUUCAGAGUGGAUCUAAUGUUCGUGAGCUACAGGGAGGAACAGAUUAUUGAUUAUUGAGGGACACUCACGUUUUUGCACAAGACUAGGAGAGUUAUAGUGUUCUUAUAUGAAGUUGUUUUUGUGUUAUAGUCUUAGAAAACCUGUAAAGCUGAAAGUUUUCUGUUUAUUCCCCAAGAGUUACUGCGAGUAAUUUAACAUGUAAGUCCAAGAUAAACAUGAAUUAAAUAUACGCCAUUAAGUCUUGUCCCUAUCAGAUUAAAGUCACAUUAAUAAGUUAAUAAAGUGUGAUUUUAUGAGAAAAGAAGAGGUGUUUGGAUCAGUUUCAUUCAGGCUAAAAUAACUGAUCUCUGAGAGCAGCUGCUGUCUCUGAAGGAGGAUCAGGAUCAUCAGCUGAAGUUUGUUCAGGAUUCAUGUUAGUCUGUCUUUUUUCUUUCACCUUCAUUCAUGCUCAAAGUUCCUCAUAUGAGUUCUCAGACUAAAAUUAUCUCUUUUUUUUCACUAUAGGACCAAAAUACUCCACCAUAGCUCAGCAGUAUUUACAGCAGACUAACACUUACCUGCUCAGACUUCAUUGACGAUAAAAUAAAAUAAUUUUGUUCCUUUUUGUUCCUCCUUCAAUAAAGUUUUUGUGUUAAUUUAUAUCAUUAAGUUAUUUUCCAAUUAGCCUGAGUUCAUGAGGCUGAAGUUCUCUCAUAUAAACCGACUCUAAAAGUUAUUUUAUGUUUUGAGAAGAUUCAUUUAACCUUCUAUGUACCCUAAUAAUUUUACUCCCUGUCUGAAAAAAUAUCAGACAGGUAUUUUUUAAAACUUUUUUUCUCAGAUCUCUUCAUCAAUCUUAGUCCUGAUAAAAAAAUACUGAUUUUUUUAAAAUAUGUAUUGGAUUUAACCCUUUAGAUGCCAGUUUUAGAGCUGAUGUCACUGAUUUGAGGGGGAAAAAAACACAAAAUGACUGAUUUUCUUUCAUUUUUUUAAGUUCAGAGGCUGUAGAUUUUUUGCAUGCUAUCACACUCUUGGAUAUGUCAAAUAUUAGUAACACAUUUAGUUUGAUGCAUUAUUAUUUUUUCAGAUUUUAGUUUUACUCCCCUUCAUCCUCUUCUGGCUGUUUUUGUCCUCUAACUUUAGCUGCUGUAAAAACAUUUCAGAGAGAUUUUAAACUUUUUUUCCUCAGAUCUCUUCAUCAAGUUCAGUCCUGAUAAUAAAUACUGAAUUUUUUUAAAAACAGAUGUUGAUUUUAACCCUUUAAAAGUCUGUUCUCCAUGAGAAGAGUGUCACCUAAACUUCAUGAUUCCUGUUUGUUCCUAAAUGUCAGAAACUUUAGAAACUCCUCAUGACAGGAGAGUCUCUGUGAUCCUCCCUGUCCUCCAUAUUCACACCAGUCCACGAACUAAACCAGAACGGGAACAAGCGUCACGUACGCCCCACCUUCCCUCCCUCCCUCUCUCCCUCUCUCUCUCUCUCUCUCCCUCCCUCUCUCUCCCCCCUCAGGCCCACUCGGCCUUCCCCUCACCCCUCCCCCUGACAUCAGAGGCGCUCUGUCGCCCCGGUCCAAACUCCUCUCACAAAGCCCCACAUCACAUCUGUCAGAGAGGAGACCUGUACGGACAAAACCGGGACUACAGCUCAGGUUUUCGGGCGGUUCAUGGCGAUGAGGGAUCCCAGAGGCUUAGCGCACCUCCACUUUCCAAAGAAGGGGCUAUUAAGCUCAAUCAUUUGUUAGGGAAGGAGGGGAACGGAAAGGGGGAGUGCAUGUUACUCGGUGGGAUUCAUUUCCUCGGUGCUGCAGAGCAGGAGCUGGAUGACAUGAUGCUGCAGAGCCCGCUCACCUCCACGCCGUUUUCUGUGAAGGAUAUCCUCAAACUGGAGCAGCAGCAGCAGCAGCAGCAGCAGAGGUCCGGGUCUUUGGAGCUCCAGCACCGAGCUCACAGCGCUCAGCAGCAGUUGGCUGGCUCUCCUCCUCCUCCUCCUCCACCUCCUCCUCCUCCCCAGCAGCAGCACUACCAGAGUCCGCCGUCCUGCAUGCUCGCCGGGGCCCGGGACAGUCCCUCCUUCUCGGACGGAGAGGACAAUCUGGCGUACCUGAGCGCGCUGGCGGUGCGAGGGGAGGAGGACCGCGGGGACACCAGUCUGUCCCCGGACAUGUACGUCCAUCCCGGGCUGCAGGGAGCCAAGCUGGAGGCCGCCGAGCUGGACGAGCAGGAGAGCAGUGAGUAAACGAUCAAACAAAAGACAACAAAGAAGAGAAGCAACAAUCAGACAGAGAGAAUAAAACCACAUGAAAGUUUAACAACAACAACAACCGUAAAGAUCAGACUCUUGGUUUUAAAGUUUAAUCUGUGUUUUUAGAGGCUGAACUCACAGAUUUACUCCAACAGAAACAGAUUUUUCUGAAACCUCCAAACCUCUCCUCUUUACGCACAGAGACGUUAAAAACUAAAGACCAGAAAUAUCUGAUUAAACCGGCUGUAGGCAGGUCCUGUCCGGACUAAUGGGGCGUCAAGAACGGUGUGGACCGAGUGGACAGGAGGGUUCAGUCCUGCGUGAAUGUCCGAGUGUCUCUGUGAUAAACGGAAUCAUUGUUCAGCAGAUUAUUCAGUUACAGGGUUAAAGAGGAGUCAGCUGUAAAAGAAACCAACUGUAGAGAGGAAGAAAAUAAACUCUUUAUAAAGUUUAGAAAUGAAGAUCAGGUGUCCUCGGAGGUGUCCCCCACUCCUGACACGGUCCCAAUAAAGAGCUAUCAAAUGGUCGGAGGCCUGAGACGGAUCCAGUAAAGUCUGCAGAUGUCAAACAGUCUGGAGUGUCUGUAGCUCGGAGUCUGUUAUGAUGUGUGGACCAUAAACCGACGAGGAGUUUAAAGAGGCUGUAAAAGAAAUGAGACAAUAAACACACGGGCCGUGGCAGACACGGGCGGCUCUGUACCCACGCUGCGAGUUUCAGUAAAACCGGUUAGAAACAGUUUUAAAGGUUUUAUUUCACUUCACGAGUUCAAAAGUUACAAAAGUUUAACAGUUUACCUCAAACUGAGAGAGUGACAUUCGACUUUUCUGUGAUAACGGAGAUUUCACGUUCUCUGCAAAUAUAAAUCAAUAAUUGAAUCAAUAGAAAUCUUUAUUGAUAUUUGACUGUUUGGAAUUUUAAACUGUGUUUUAAAAUACAUUUGUACUAAAACAAGAGAGGGGGUCUUAGAGCUAACGUUUAAUGUCUGUAUAUGACAGAAGAAGAAGAAGAAGAGGAAGAGGGACACAAAACAAGAACGAGAUUAUCGUAAAAUUAGGAGAAAAAUGUGAAAGAAAACUUGGAGAAUCAAAACUGAUUACAGAACUCUUAAAAUAGAAAAAAUAAAAGUAUUAAAUUUACAAGGUUAAGAAAAUAAAAGUCUUAAAUUAAAGAUAAUGUUUUUUAACGAGAUGAGGUUUUAUUUUUAUUUUUUAUGUAAAUAAAUUCUUAGUUUAAUUGGAUUAAAGUCAAAGAAAAACGGGUGAAUUUUUUUCUAUAACAAAAUUAUAAAAUCAAAGUCUAAAAUCUUUAAGUUUAUUUUAAAGUGACAGAAAAACGGUGGUAAAUGUACAAAAAUAUAGUUUUUGGUUUCGAAGAUAAAAGUCAUAAAUUUAUGAAGGUCAGAGGAGAAAAAGUCACAAAAUGAAGGAAAAAUAAACUUUAAAUUAAUAGGAAUGAAGCUGGAAAAAAACAACGAGAAGAUUAGUGUCUCUAAAUUUACGGGCAGAACUCUGUAAAUUAUAGUUUUUAAUUUAGGAAAAUUAAUUCUUAGCAGGUAAAAGUUGAAGUUGCUGAUUCACCAGAAAUUGAAGAAUUUUAAAACAAUUUCAACAUUUAAAUCAAAGAUUAACAGGAAUUUAAUUUACACCAUUAAGUCUUUAAUCUAUGAGAUUAAAUUAUAGCAGUGUUGAGUUAAUAAAGUUUAAUUUUAUAAGAAAAGAAGAGGUGUUUGGAUCAGUCUGAGGCUCAUUCAGGCUAAAAUAACUGAGAGGUAAACAGCUGCUGCUGUCUCUGAAGGAGGAUCUGGAUCAUCAGCUGAAGUUUGUUGUUAGUUUGUUUCUUUAACCUUCAUUUAUGCUCAAAGUUCCUCAAGAGUUUUCAGACUAAAAUUAUCACUUUUCUCUCACAGAGUCACGAGUUAAAUCUCAUUAAAGGGUCUAAAAUCCUCCAUCAUAUCUGAGCAGUUUUUACUCCAGAUUAACAGUUACCGGCUCAGACUUCAUACUCGAUAAAAUCACAGAAUUUUGUUCCUUUAUUAAACCUGAUUCUCGAUGAUAUUUCAUGAUCUGAAACUCCUCCUGUGUGACUCUCACCUGCGCAGAGAGCUGUGGUUUGGUGUCCCGGGAGGAGGCCUCAGAGGGCGGGCAGGGAGACUCGGAUCGGCCGGUGCAGAAGCAGAGGAGCCGGCGGAGACCCCGGGUGCUCUUCUCCCAGGCGCAGGUCUUCGAGCUGGAGCGUCGCUUUAAGCAGCAGCGGUACCUCUCCGCCCCGGAACGGGAGCACCUGGCGACCACCCUCAAACUCACCUCCAACCAGGUGAAGAUCUGGUUCCAGAACCGCCGCUACAAGUGCAAGAGGCAGCGGCAGGACAAGUCUCUGGAGGCGGCGGGUCAGCACCACCCUCCUCCGCCGCGGCGGGUCGCUGUGCCGGUGCUGGUCCGGGAUGGGAAGCCUUGUCUCGGGGGAGCGCAGAGCUACCCCGCCGCUGCUGCUCCGUACGGAUCCAACCCGUACUCCUAUAACGGAUACCCCGCUUACACCUACAACAGCCCCGCUUACAACAGCAACUACAGCUGCACCUACACCAGCAUCCCGGCCCUGCCCCCCUCCAGCUCCUCCAACGCCUUCAUGAACAUGAACUUGGGGAACGUGAGCGGCCUCGGCGGCUCCGCGCAGCCCCAGACACACCAAGGGACUGCGGUCACGUCGUGCCAGGGCUCCCUGCAGGGGAUCCGGGCCUGGUAGCCUCCCCACUAUAGCCGGGCUGCAGGGCUGCAGAGCUGAGGCCUCUGUCAUGGAGCUGUUUUAAGUGUUUUUUAGAGGUGUGUGACGGCGGCCUGAGAGGACAGUGUUUCUACCAGGUUAGAGUUUGAGUCAGCUGACAGAUCAGACUGAAUCCACUGAUUAAAGUGUGUCACAGCCGCAGUGAGUGUGCGUAAAGGCCGCGUGUCACCCACUCAGACUCUGGUCCAAAAACUGUUGAAAAGGCUUUUUUUUGUUGGCACAUGUUGGACCGGAUAUAAGGCAUGAGUUUGGACUGAACUCAGACAGAUCCACUUUUUUAAUCUUGUUUAAACUUGAUAUUUUCAGCUUUAUGUUGUUUUUGCGCGCAGAGAAAUGUUUGAGUUUAUUCCACAUGGUAUCAAAUAAACGGAACUGAGAAAA
Xyrichtys novacula (pearly razorfish) is the source of this 13499-nucleotide messenger RNA. NCBI's taxonomy places the organism in Eukaryota, Metazoa, Chordata, Actinopteri, Labriformes, Labridae. The record is from the annotation of a GenBank genome assembly.